Messenger RNA from Cucurbita pepo subsp. pepo (vegetable marrow), 2051 nucleotides. Its product is annotated as receptor homology region, transmembrane domain- and RING domain-containing protein 2. The record is from RefSeq and is a predicted model, not a curated record. Lineage: Eukaryota; Viridiplantae; Streptophyta; Magnoliopsida; Cucurbitales; Cucurbitaceae.
GCUGCAAUUUGAUCCUAUUUUUCUUAUCAUUAUCAUAUUCCUCCAUUGUUUCCGUAUUCUCGUCGGAGUACGCAAAUUCAAUAUUCAAUCUCGAAGGAUUUAUCUCCCAGCUAAUCAAAGAAACCAAGAUUUUCUUCUGAGAGAUGGAAGCUGAUGUUUCCAUUGAUAUUUUCUAAACCCCGUAAUUUCCUUUUCAAUCCCAAUUCUCUCCCAUUUUUCUCUCUCAACCGGUUAGGGUUUUUCGGUCCAUGGCUUUAAGUGCUAUGAAUCCAGGUCUCGCGUUGUUGUUUUCACUUCUUUUGGUUGGUUCUUGCGGCUGCGCAGCUAAUGUGGUAUUGAUUGGGACCAACGUCACUCUUUCAUUCGAUUCCGUUGAAGCUAAUUUCGCUCCUGCAAUAGGCAGCCCAGGGGAACCCGGUGUACUGUAUCUGGCUAAACCUCUUGAUGCAUGCUCGACAUUGGAAAGUAAUACUGCGCUGCCUGUAAACUCUAGUUCACCCUUUGUGCUUAUAAUUAGAGGAGGAUGUAGCUUCGAGGAUAAAGUGAGGAGAGCCCAAAUGGCUGGAUUUAAAGCUGCAAUCAUUUAUGAUAAUGAAGAUGGUGGUGGCCUGAUUGCGAUGGCAGGGAGCUCAGCUGGUAUUAGAAUACAUGCUGUAUUUGUUACUAAAUCAUCCGGUGAAACAUUGAAGAAGUAUGCAGGCUUGGCUAAUGUUGAGAUAUGGAUAGUUCCAAGCUUUGAAAAUUCUGCAUGGUCCAUCAUGGCUAUCUCCUUUAUUUCUCUUCUUGCAAUGUCUGCAGUGCUUGCUACUUGUUUCUUCGUUCGUAGACAUAGAAUAAGACGAGGACGUCCUCGAUCUUCUCAUGCUCAAGAGUUUCGAGGCAUGAGCAGACGUGUAGUAAAAGCAAUGCCAAGUCUGAUAUUUACAACUGCUUUAGAGGAUAAUUGUACAUCAGUCACAUGUGCCAUAUGCCUUGAGGACUAUACUGCUGGUGAGAAGCUGAGAAUUCUACCAUGUCGUCACAAAUUUCAUGCUCUCUGUGUGGACUCAUGGCUUACUGCUUGGAGAACCUUCUGUCCAGUCUGCAAGCGAGAUGCUAGAACGAGCACUGGUGAUCCACCACCUUCAGAAUCCACGCCAUUGCUUUCAAGCGCUCCCAGCUCUGUUGCUUCAUCCUCGAUAUUAUCUUCUGUGAGAUCAUCAUUACCACCAAGCUCUGCCAUUCAAAUAUCCCCAUCAUCUAGAUCGCCAUCAGUAUCUCGGAACCACUAUCUCUCAAGCACCCCAUACCUUCAGCAGUCUCUGAGAUCCUCCUACCACCAUGCUUCAUCCUUGAGCAUAAGUAGAAGUUCAGUUGAACUCAGAAAUGCAUCUUCCCAACGAUCUUAUGCUUCUCAUUUGGUUUCUCCGUAUUCCUCAUGUUACCCAUCCAUGUCACCUUUACAUUCAAGAUACAUGAUUCCGCUCAUUCCAAGUCCAAGCAAUGCCUCACCCAGCAUCAUUGGUUCUUCCAGUCAUCAACAUAAUCCCUUGCAUUGCAGCGGGUCAGCUGCAAGCUUUUCUCCGUUUGCUUCGGCUCAGUCUCUUCCUGAAUGCUGAUACGGGAGCAUUGUGAAUCGUCUGUGCAGAGAUAUAUGCAGCCCUCUCUUUGUAGAGGGUUGAGGGGUGGGGGGAGAUAUGGUUGAAUUAUGCAACAUUUGGUAUGUAAAUCAAUUCCUUAGUCCUGGAUCGUGUCUGAAACCACCCUGGUUGGCCGGCAUCAUUGUAUAUUAUUUCAUACGAUUGCUCCAUUUGUUCUUUUAGCUUUGAAGUUUCAUUUGUGGUCAUGCUGUAGAGGUUUCUAAAAUUUAAGUAAAGCAAAGUGUACUCUUGUGGGGGUGGGAUUGAAAUUGUUUCAUGAAUUGUGGGAUAGAUACACCGGAAACUUAGUUUAACAGCUAACCCGGCACAUUUGUAAUAUAACGCUUCUCUCUCCUCCCAUUGUUGGAGGCGCCAUGGAUGGAUCCAUUUAACAAGAUUAGUUGAUCCAGGGGGCUUCUGCCUUUCCUCUCG